AUGCGCGGUCAGGUGUUCUGCCGGGUGGGCGCCCGCACGCGGGCGACCGACUUGAUCGGCCCCGACGAGACCGUGGGCGAGCUUCGGGCGCGGAUACUGGGCGAUGCGUUCGCGGCGCUCCCCGGCGCCGACGACGUGCACCUGGUGCACGGAGGACGAUGGCUCCUGAACCCACGCGCGACGCUGGCGAGCGCGGGCGUUCGCGCGGGCGCCACGCUCGCGCUCACCCUCCGCGCGCUCCGCGGCGGAGGCGGCGACGGUGGCGCGACCGGCGCCGAAUCGCGCAGCGCGUACCUCGAGAUGUACGCGGACGGCGGCGGCAAGGGGUUCUCCACUAAGCGCGAGACCCUCGGCGGCUUCGUCCGCUACUCCACCCAGUCCACCGUUCGGGACAGGGACGAGCGCGAGGAAGAGCUCGCGCGCUGGUUCAACUGCGCAUUCACGGAGCAACCGCUCGAGACGGGCGACGGCGCAAUCGUCAUGGACAGGCUCGGGCGUCUGUACAACAAGGAAGGGGUGCUGAACGCGCUGAUGCUCAAGGCGACGGGGGGUGUGAAACUCCCGCAGAGGCUCGAGCACGUGACCGGCAUGAAGGCGCUGCUCACCCUGAAGCUCCACAGGAACGCGGGGGUGGGCGAUAAGGAGAAGAAAAAAGAGAGCGUCAACGCCGCCAACUGCAGGCUCGACGCCGAGGCAAAGUUCUCGUGUCCGGUGUCGGGUCUGGACUUCAACGGUAAGACCAAGUUCUUCGCGCUGUCACCCUCGGGUCUGGUUGUGAGCGAACGCGCGCUGCGUGACGCGAAGGACGCAGUCGCGGAUAUGCUCGGGGAAGGGGUCAAGUUGGAGGAACAGACCAGGAUACCGGUCAACCCCAAGGGUGAGGAGGCGGAAAAAUUGAAGGAGGCUCUGGACGAGGAGGCUGCGAAGAAGGCUGCGAAGAAGCGUAAGAAGGAUGCGAAGAAGAACGGCGGGGUGGAAGGGUCGCCCGAUGAGAAUAAGGAGGUUGAGCUCAUCCCGGGCACCGGGAUCAAAUCGAGCACCAAGCGGGAGUGGAACGGUUGCGACGAGCUGGGCAACGAGCAGCUCAAGGCGCAGGCAAAGCGUUGGCGCGCGGCAGACCACGCGCCCGACGGCGAUGAGAUCUCAAAGCAGGCGUACGCGUCCCUGUUCACGGGUACGAACGCUGAAUCGCGCGAGAAGGAGACGUUUCUCUCCCGCAACGCAAGGCGCGGUUGGUGAUGAUGCGAAUUCGCACUUCGUUAUUCCAGUCCUCACAUGUCGUC
Micromonas commoda is the source of this 1283-nucleotide messenger RNA. Its product is annotated as DUF602-containing protein. Bases 1 to 1239 code for a protein of 412 amino acids. Gene Ontology annotation, biological process: mitotic DNA replication termination; site-specific DNA replication termination at RTS1 barrier. The record is from RefSeq and is a predicted model, not a curated record. The transcript is spliced from 2 exons. Gene Ontology annotation, cellular component: nucleus. Lineage: Eukaryota; Viridiplantae; Chlorophyta; Mamiellophyceae; Mamiellales; Mamiellaceae.